This is a messenger RNA of Paramecium tetraurelia, 534 nucleotides long. RefSeq lists its product as uncharacterized. The record is from RefSeq and is a predicted model, not a curated record. Gene Ontology annotation, molecular function: calcium ion binding. Gene Ontology annotation, biological process: regulation of cytosolic calcium ion concentration. Lineage: Eukaryota; Ciliophora; Oligohymenophorea; Peniculida; Parameciidae. The transcript has 2 exons. Gene Ontology annotation, cellular component: cytosol; neuron projection; synapse.
AUGUAAAGAGAAUAGGCAGUUUAGAUUGCAGGAUAAUUAUAUAAUUAUUAUACAAAAAAAGGGAGUUUAGACAUUUAAACAAUGAUGGCUAAUAAUUAUAAGAUGAUGGGUAAAUAAUCUCAGAUCUAAUAAGAAGAUAUUGAGGAAUACAAAUAAGUUAUUGGAAGCGGUUAAAAGAAAGAUUUUGAAUAGUUAUGUAUCAGAUAUUUCUGCAACACUCUUCCGAUAGUGAAUUAAUAAAAGAAAUAAAAAUACUCAAAAAUUGCUAAUGACAGAUUAGAAAUUGCAAGGAAAAUUUUCCGUAAAUUUGAUGCAGAUAACUCUGGUACUAUAACUUCGGAUGAAGUUCGAGGAUUAUUAAUUGAAACAUACAAGUAAGUGGGGAUAAACAACUAUCAGCCAACAGAUGAAGAUCUGAAAGAGUGGAUGAAUAUGACAGACACAAAUGGAGAUGGAUUAAUCAGCAUAGAAGAAUUUGAAGAUUUAGUAAUUCGGAGUUUGUAGAGUUCUGGAAUAGAAAUAUAUUAGAAAUGA